Molecule: messenger RNA, 852 nt
Organism: Cylindrotheca closterium
Lineage: Eukaryota; Bacillariophyta; Bacillariophyceae; Bacillariales; Bacillariaceae
Source: the annotation of a GenBank genome assembly
AUGUUUGCGCCUCGAUCCACAGUGAUGCCAUCCUCUUCAAAUACAUCUGUAUCCUUUCGGCCGAUUGUGUCCAAUGAGAAUGCCAUGAACACUACAGCCUCUACCAAGCAGGCAGCAUCACUCUCAACUCCUGGCGCCAGCAUGAAGAGGCGAGCCUUUGGUGAUAUUUCCAACAAAAAGCCAUUGGCUUCUGGAUCAAAGUCGAAUGGUGGAAACCAAAACAAUGUUGCCUUGAAAAAGGCAGCCUUCACUCCUAGGUCAAACCUCCAGCAAAAACCCUUGCUUCCCAAGUCCACAUCCAAACAACCUACAUCGUCUAAUAUUCGGAAACCACUAGCAGCAUCCAUGAGUAAUCUUGCUCCCACGAGCGUCACCAAAAAGCCUUCUCAAAAUGCGGUGCUUCCACGAGCGACUAGCACUGCAGUCAACUCGGGAAAGAAGAAGACUGUAGUCUUUGAAACCGUUGAUGAUGUCGAAUUGCCAGCCGGUCGACUAUUCUCCCAACAACUUGAGAACGAGGAAGACGAUAUUACGGAACUUUCGGAUCAAGAAUUCAUUGACAACAUGUGGAGCGACUUCGGAACCUCGUUUCGUAAGCAGUAUAAGGAAGAUUGCUUGAAAGAAGACCAGGAACUCGAUCUCCAAGUGCAACAACAUAUGGACGAUUUCCUUCGAAAGGAAAAAGAAGAGAUGAAAGGAAUCGAUUCUCUUCUCGAUUUGGUGGACGGCAUAGACCUGCUGGAGGACCAGGAGAAUCUGACUGCUUUGGUUGAAGAUGAUGCUGACACUUGGAGUCAACCUGCGUCAUCCGUUUUCGGAGAUGACAUUCUCGAUGAUUCACUUCUCCUCUAG